Hevea brasiliensis (rubber tree) is the source of this 3871-nucleotide messenger RNA. RefSeq names its product SUPPRESSOR OF ABI3-5. Lineage: Eukaryota; Viridiplantae; Streptophyta; Magnoliopsida; Malpighiales; Euphorbiaceae. Gene Ontology annotation, biological process: mRNA splicing, via spliceosome. The record is from RefSeq and is a predicted model, not a curated record. The transcript has 16 exons. The coding region runs from base 342 to 3530 and encodes 1062 amino acids. Gene Ontology annotation, cellular component: nucleus. Gene Ontology annotation, molecular function: RNA binding.
ACAUAUAGUUUAUGAGUUAUGAACGCGCGAUAAACUGAAUAAAUAGAAAAACAUAAACAAAGACUUGCAGGGAAGACGAGAACCGAGACUGAAAGAAGAAGAAGAAGAAGAAAACCUAAACGACCGGACAUAUCCAAGCCCUCGCCACCUUUUAGGAUUCAAGUUUAAAAGAAGAGGCCCAAGUCAAACGCAUGGGAGUUAUUGCGCUUUCUGGUUCACUGUGAUAUAACUAAGUCUGUUUGUGAAUAUAUUACAGGAAAGGAUUUAGAACAUUCUGGGCAGUCACCGACAGCCCUGCAGGGCACGGGGGAUUUCACUGGCAGUUAUUUGCCUACAAAGAAAUGGACCCCAGCCGCUACGGUCUUCAGCAAGAAUGGGAUAAUAACAGCGCUCUGGAGGGGUAUGGUGGAGUCCAUGAGCCAAACUAUCGGGUUGGUGGUUCAUAUGAUGAUAGGAGGUUUCAUGAUGAAAGAUACACAAGGGAUAAUGUCUACCAAAGAAAUGCUUUUGACCGGGACAUUCUAGAGAGGGAAAACUAUCCACCACCUCCUGCUGUUGGUCUUUGGCCUCAGUCAAGAAGGCGAAGUUAUGAAGAAGAGUAUCCCCUUGACAGAGAUUCAAGGAGACAUGAGAAAACAUAUGUGGGUUCUUACCAUGAGAUGGAUACUUUUCGUGAUCGUGAGAUUGAUUCAUACCAGGAACUUGAUAAGUUCCGUGAUGGCUAUCGCAACACGGAAAACUAUUAUGAUCAUGGGUUUGACAGGGGUGCUAGGUUUGGGGGACGUGAUCGAGAUGAUUAUGCAUAUGAUGACUAUGAUUACAGGCCUCAUGUUUCCAGUAAAAAUAGGGAGGACAGCCAUGAUAGAGAUUAUGAAUAUGGUCGACAUAGUUAUGAUUCAGACUAUGAGGGAAGCAGUAAGAGAGAGGGAAAUUGGAGGAAGCAUGAGUCUCAUGAUCGAGAACGUAAUAAGAGAGGUUUGAGUUGGGAAAGAGAUAAGAGUCCACAUAAACGGCAUGAACGUUCUCGUUCUCGUGGACGUGAUGAUCGUCUUAGAUCAAGGUCCCCUCGAGGUCGGAGUCAUGGGCGAAGUCAACGGGAAAACAACUACAAUGAAAGUCAACAUGAGAGGACUGAAAGGUGGAGAGAUCAUGAGGAGAAGCGUCAACGAGGCAACUACACAGUGGCACCAUCUGCAACUGUUGUUGUGAAAGGUCUAUCUCAGAAGACAACUGAGGAAGACUUGUAUCAGAUGCUUGCUGAAUGGGGUCCCCUUCGCCAUGUCCGUGUGAUCAAAGAGCGGAAUUCUGGCAUUUCUCGUGGAUUUGCUUUUAUUGAUUUUCCAUCUGUGAAUGCAGCUUGUGCUAUGAUGGAUAGGAUUGGGGAUGAUGGUCUUGUUGUGGAUGGCAGGAAACUGUUCUUCGAGUAUAGUAGUAAGCCAACUGGGGGGGCAGGGGGACCAUUUGGCCAAGAAAAUGCUAUGAAAUCGGGCCAUAUCAACCAUAGAAGCAUUACGGUACCAUCUGAUUGGAUGUGCACCAUCUGUGGUUGUGUCAAUUUUGCGCGGCGAACAUCCUGUUUUCAGUGUAAUGAGCCAAGAACUGAAGAUGCACCACCGGCAGAUGUAGCUCUGUCAAAUCCAACUUCUUUAGGAAGGAAAGGAUUUGAGGCAGGUCCUACUCAUGUAUUGGUUGUUCGUGGAUUGGAUGAAAAUGCUGAUGAGGAGAUGCUUCGUUAUGAGUUUUCUAAACAUGCUCCAAUUAAGGAUCUUCGUCUUGUUCGAGACAAAUUUACUCAUGUUUCAAGGGGAUUUGCAUUUGUGCAUUUCCAUUCAGUUGAAGAUGCCACUAAGGCUCUUGAAGCAACUAAUGGAACAGCUCUUGAGAAGAAUGGACAGAUAUUAAGGGUAGCAUAUGCAAAGAGCAUUAUUGGUCCAGGAUCUGGGGCAUCGGGACAUUCACAGUCAAGCAGCCUUGCAGCUGCUGCAAUUGAGGCGGCAGCAUUUGCCCAACAGUAUGAUGCUGUUGGAUGGGCACCAAAGGAGUAUAACCCAGAUGAUAAAUCUACAAGUGGGCAGGAACAAGAUGGUGGGGAGGCUGCUGUUCAAAAGGAUGGUUCCACUACACAGUCUGGCUUUGUAUGGGAUGAAGCAUCUGGUUAUUACUAUGAUGCUGCUUCUCGGUUCUACUAUGAUGGAAAUACAGGCCUUUAUUAUGAUGGUAACAGUGGGAUCUGGUAUUCCUUUGACCACCAAACUCAGCAAUAUAUCCCUUGCACGGAUCAGAAUGACAAUCAGACUUCUGAUAAACUGUCUGAGCAUUCCAAGCCAUCAGAUACUUCCAAUAAUAGAAAAGUAAUAAUCUCAGCACCAGCUGCCACUAUUACAUCUGCUGAGAAGGUUGCUUCAUUACCUGAUGCAGUCCAGGCUGCUGCUACAGCAGCAUUAGCUGCAGAGAAGAAAGAGAAGGAGAAGUCCAAAGAGAUAAAGCUUGCUUCAAAAAGCAGUAUUUUGGCUAGCAAGAAGAAAAUGAACAAUGUAUUGACAAUGUGGAAGCAGAGGAGUUAUGAAGGGCAAGCAACUCGUGUUACUGUUGAUGACAAUCAGCCAUCUGGUUUAGCGGAUGACAGGUCUUUUUCGGUUGGACAAGCCACAAAGAGCAAGUUCAAAUCUGAUGCGAUGACCACGAAGGAGAGUGCUGUGUCCCCUUCAGGAAUUAUCAUAAGCACCACAGUUGCCCAGGCUGGUUUGGACUCUCCAGUCAAGCCAAGACCUGUAAGUAAUAGCUCAGGGGGAACUCUGAUGGGGGUCAUAAGGGGCUCUGGGCGAGGUGUUGUGAAAUCUGAUGCUUCAUAUUCAGGAUCAUCCAGUGGAGUUUCUACCUUCACUGCUACCGCUGGUUCAUCAACAAAUGCAGAUACAUCUGCAAUCAUGACUCCCUUCAGGACAGAUGCAUCAGCAUUGGGUUCUUACGCAACACCUGCAUCCACUGGGAGUGGCAAGAGGAGGUUUUCUGAGAUGCCGCUUUCUUCGGCUUCUGCUCGCAAGGAGAAUUCUCAGUCUACCUACAGGGAUCGUGCAGCUGAAAGGAGGAGUUUGUAUGGUUCAUCAUCUUCUAUGGGAGAUGAUCGGCCUGAUAUUGGGUUUGGGGAUUCAGAUCGGGAUUUGCCAUUCAAAAAGGGUUCUUCAGAUUCAAUGCCUUUCCCACCUGGUGUUGGUGGAGGACUUGGGACUGGAGAUGUAAACGUCAAUGCUCAGAGUUAUGAGGUGAUUACAGCAGACAGGGCUAUUGAUGAGAGCAAUGUGGGCAAUAGAAUGCUCCGCAGUAUGGGCUGGCAUGAAGGCUUGGGAUUGGGGAAGGAUGGAAGUGGAAUGAUAGAACCAGUACAAGCAAAAGCCAUGGAGAAUCGAGCAGGACUUGGGAGUCGGCAGAAGAAAUUGGAUCCUAGUCUUGAGGUGCAGGCUGGGGAUAGUUAUAAAACUCUCAUUCAUAAGAAGGCACUUGCUCGGUUCCGGGAGAUGUCUGAUACUUAAGUAGGUGAUGAAUGAGAUGAUCAGUGUACAGCUUAUGUGUUGCCAAUUGCCAAAUGAUUCAGCUUAGAAGCUGAGGGUAGAAGUUAUGGUAUUGUGCAUAAAGAAAUGCAUUUUAGGUGAUUCGAUGCCGAUUUAUAUUUUGGAAUUAAAUUUCUUUCUGUAAGAACCAGGUUCUGUAGAUUUGUAAAAAUUCAUAUUUGCAGAAGUUUGGGAAUUUUGGUUAAAUUAUUGAGUCGUUUUCUCAAGACAAUCCAUGUACUGGACUUUGUAUUUUUGCAUUUCGUUGUACGGAUUAUGGAUAAAAAAAAGGGAAAAAAAAUGCUUUAUGCUUGUAUUAUUCA